AAUUGUUUCCUUUCAGAUGGUCGGAAGGCUUUCACUUCCUUUUUACAGUCUGAGUACAGUCAAGAGAACAUUGAAUUCUGGGAAGCCUGUGAGGAUUUCACGCAGACAUCAGUGGACAAGAUGAAUGUGAAAGCUAGAAAGAUAUUUAAGCGAUACGUUGAAGCCGAUUCCCCUAGCGAGGUGAAUUUGGAUUCGGCCACUAGAGAACUCACUAGAAAGAAUCUGGAAAGGUGUGACGCAUCCUGUUUUGAGGAGGCUCAGAGUAAAAUCUUCACGCUCAUGGAAAAGGACUCGUACAGGCGCUUCCUGAAAUCCAAACUGUUCCUGGAACUGUCUCAACCACCGUUGGACAACAAACCCUGUAGUUUAGAGAAGAAAGGAAAACAUCACGUUUCUGACCACAGUCAGUGCUUGCCUAGUUAUGCCUAACCAAACCAUCUCCUCAUGGAUGAACAAAGAAUAUGACGAACUUUGCCAUAAUGUGACUUCCACUCACUUGGCUUUGUAAAGCUUGUUCACGUUUAUGAGUAAAAAGGUGGAGCUUAUUAGAUGGUUCAGUCAUUGUGAUUGUAACACUUUUAGCUUUGCAGUAGCAUUAAAAAAGUGUGUAGUUAAUCACUGCUUGAGCAUGACGGUCAUGUUCUGAACGGGUUUUGUGCAGGCAAUGUUUUUACCAUCAACAGAAAUAACCUGCAUCUACUCUUCAACCUUGAAAUUCCAUUGAAUUGGCUUUGGGAAAACAAUACACCUGUGAUGUAGUUUACAACUAAAUGACUGUUACAGAUAGAAACAGAUUUUUGCUUAGGAUUUUAUUUGAGCUCUGAGGAGAAUAGGACCAUUAACAUCACUAAUAACCAACUGUAUUCUCUUUACUCUUGUAAUGUUAUGUAAUCCGUAUAUUUAUAUAUGUUUAUGUAUAAGCUCUCUUAACUUCAGAGGUGAUGUAUGUUCUUUCUACUUAAAAUGUGAAAUUUCCAGCAUUUUCUUUUUGUGUUGGCCACUCUUCAUAAUCCACAAAAUGACAAGUGAAUGUGAUAAAUGUGCAUGUGCAAUGUAUUACCUGUCACUGCCAAUGAAUUACGAUGCGUUCCACUGUGAAAUCGUGUCUUGGCUUUAAGGCAGACAUUACAUAUCAAACCACAAACGCCCCUGUUAGAAUAAAUGGCCAAAUGUGAGUUGUUUACAUAUUUGUUUACUGGUUCCAUAUUUAUUCUUGUCAUAUUUAUGAAUAAAAUGACAUCAUAAAAU
Molecule: messenger RNA, 1248 nt
Organism: Sinocyclocheilus anshuiensis
Lineage: Eukaryota; Metazoa; Chordata; Actinopteri; Cypriniformes; Cyprinidae
Product: regulator of G-protein signaling 4-like
Exons: 2
Source: RefSeq, a predicted model, not a curated record